AUGGAAAUUUAAGUACAAGAGCUAAAUAAUCAGAAUCUAUUUAUUAAAGAUAGUGAAGUGGAACAGAGGAAUGAUUUAAUAAAAAAUAUUUUGCUAUAUAAAGUAGAUUUAACACUUUAAAAAGGAACAGAUUAUUAUGGCACAGUUGAAAUUCAUCUACAUUUAUAAGAUAAUCGCAAUACUGAUAAUCAUGUUUAAAUUGACUUUGCAGGAUAGAAAGUAGACUUCGUAAAAAUAAGAAAUAUAGACUAAAGUGACUCUUAGUUUAGGAAUAUCAAAUUUACCUUUGAAAGAAAUAGAGUGAUGAUUGAUUCAGAAGAAAUUAUGCAAGAUUUAAAGCAAAACAAUAAAAUUUCCAUUAUGAUAUAAUUCAAAAAUCAAUACAACAAUACUGUUCAAGAUAGAGGCCUUUUCUCUACUAUAACAGGCGAGAAUCAAUAUUUAUAUUCUUAAGGGGAAGUGGCAUCAAUGCAUUAUAUAUUUCCAUGUGUUGAACAGAUCAACUUUAGAGCACCAUUUUAGCUUUCUUUAGUUCAUCCUGCAGACUGGGUAGUUAUCAGCAACUCAUCUAUUGCAUACUAAUAAAAUAUUAAUAAUCUAACAGUACUAAGCAAAUUUGAAACUACUCAGCCAUUUCCUUGCUACUUAUAUGGAAUUUUUGCUGGAAAUUAUGUUGUAUACAAUCAAAAAUAUAAAGAAAAGGUUGAUUUAAACAUCUAUUGUAGAAAAGAAAAGGCUAAGGUUAUUGAAAAUCAAAUUGAUGAAUUAUUUCAGAUAACAAAGUUCGGAUUAAAUUUGAUGGAAGAAUACACUGAAAUAGAUUUUUAUAUGAAAAAACUAGAUUUAGUAUUCUGCGAUAAUUACAACUUUUAUGGUAUGGAGAAUCCUGGUUGUAUUUCUCUGGAAGAAAAAAGAUAUAUCUUUGAGGAAGAAAGGGAACCUCUAAAAAUCAUGAGAAGAGCUUAUAUCAUGUUCCAUGAAAUAGCUCAUAUGUGGUUUGGAGAUUUUGUAAGUUUGGAAUGGUGGAACAAUCUCUUUUUAAAAGAAGGUUUUGCAACAUUUUUUGGAUACAAAGCAGUCAGUAAGUACUUCAGCUAAUUAGAAUAUGGUAUCCAUAUUGAAUUGCAAAAAAUUAUGAUACUCAUUGAUGAAAAUAAAGCCAAUAUGAUUACUUUAAGCCAUGAAAAGCUCCCUUACUAUGAUUACAGCAUGUUUAAAGCACACAAUUGCAUAAGCUAUAAUAAAGGAGGAAUGUUCUUUUAAUUCUUAGAACAAAAAGUUUAUGGGGAGUAAUAGUUUAAGGAGCUUUUGAGGUAAUAUUUAAGAGAAAAUUCCUUUUCUAAAGUUGAUGAAAAAAGCUUUUUAAAAUAUUUCAAAGAUAUUUAUUCAUAAAAGUACCUAUUUAAAAACCAUCUUAGCUACUUUUGUGAAUCUCAAUUCACAGAUUUGAUGAACCUAGGAUUAGUAGAAGAUAAUUAUAAAAAUUUAGAUUUAUCAUUUAUUGUUCUAUCUAAAAUAAAUAAGAGUGUUAUAAAUUCAAAGUAUGACGAUCUCGCUAAAUAUUCAAGCAUUGAUAAUAUAAUUCUUCUGAAUACUUCUGAUAAUCAUUUAAUUUUUAAUAGAAUAAAGAUGGAAGAUUUAAAAUUUUUGGAUGAAAACAAUAUCAUUGAGAAAUUUAACCUAUUUUAGAGAAUAACUAUCUGGAACACAUUAUUAUUCGAAAAUAUUCAGUUUUAAAAACAAGAAUAUUUCAAUGAUUUCUUUUUGAGAAAUCUUUAGUAUGAAAACAAUAUGGUUGUUCUUCAUUAUAUUAUGAGGAUUUAUCCUUAAUUCUGUAAGUAGUUUACGGAAAAAUAAGAAGAUAAAAUUAUAAAUCUUUACUUAUAGGAAAACGAUAUCUAAAAAAAGAGAAUUAUUUUCAAGAAUUUAAUUAGAUACAUAAACUCAGAAAAGAACACUUUCAGCUUAAUUCAAAUCUAUGAAAACCAAGAAAGGAAAGUGAAACCAAAAUAUUUAAAUAAGUUAAAGUAAAAAAUUAAAAAGAUUUAUAAUGAUUCUAUUGAAAAAAUUACCAAAUUAGGUAAUAAAUAAUGA
Messenger RNA from Tetrahymena thermophila SB210, 2094 nucleotides. Its product is annotated as peptidase M1 family protein. Gene Ontology annotation, cellular component: cytoplasm. The transcript has 3 exons. NCBI's taxonomy places the organism in Eukaryota, Ciliophora, Oligohymenophorea, Hymenostomatida, Tetrahymenidae. Gene Ontology annotation, molecular function: metalloaminopeptidase activity; zinc ion binding; peptide binding. Gene Ontology annotation, biological process: peptide catabolic process; proteolysis. The record is from RefSeq and is a predicted model, not a curated record.